AUGGAAAAAGAGUCUAAAAGUUUAGACAAAGUCAAAAGCCAUGAAGAAGAGAAAGAGGAAAGUUUGCGCGGCGACGUUAAAAAUAAAUGUGAACAUAAGGCUACAGAAGAUUCCCAGGAAUUUGUAGACGAUGAGGAUGAAGAUGACACGGAAGAGGAAGACGAAGAGCCUAAGCUUAAAUACGCCCGAAUAACAACUCAACUGGGUCCGAUUUACAGGAAUGGUGAUGCAACGAGCACAUUUUUGGUAGCUGGCGAUAAAAUGUUUAUUGGCACACACAAUGGGAACGUUCACGUUGCGUCACUUCCAUCAUUCAAAUUUCUCCGCGUCUACCACGCUCAUUCAGCUUCAAUAUCCAGUAUAUCUAUAUCUCCAUUACCCCUACCCCUAAAAUCCGCUUCUCCUCAAAGUGUUAGCAGGAUAAUUUCUCAAGCUCAUACGCCUCAAAGGACAACUGUUAAAAAUUCAAUCGAAUCGGCUCCUGUGGUUCCAAACAUUCCUUCAAAUGCAAUUUACAUAGCAACCUCAUCAAUCGAUGGUAAUGUAUGUGUACAAUCGCUGGUGGAUGUUAAAGACGUACAAUUGCGAAAUUUUGGCCGCCCUGUUCAAGCAGUAGCAUUAUCACCUGAAUACAGGAAUGACAAGACAUAUCUCUCAGGUGGAUUAGCUGGAAAACUUAUAUUGACUGUUGGAGGCAAACCAGGCACAAGCUCUAUCUCAACUACGGUCGGAGGCACUUCGGCAACAACCUCAGAAUGGCUUGGUGUAAUUGGAAUGUCCGGAAACAACGGAAGAGACACAGUUUUACACUCAAGUGAAGGAAUUAUCAGCACCAUCAAGUGGUCAUUAUCAGGCAAAUAUGUAGCCUGGAUAAACGAGCACGGCAUCAAAAUUAUGCGGUCUAAUAUACACUUGGAAAGUGCGGACAACGAAUAUGCCUGGAAGAGAAUUGGACACAUUGACCGUCCCGACGAUAGCGGCUGGGAAGAAAUGGCCAGUAUAUGGAGAGGAAGAAUUGAGUGGAUUGAUGAAAGUUCCUUCCAAGAUGAUGAGGGAGAUAACAUUCGCCAUAACAUUGGAAUACCAAACCUAGGGAAACCAAAUCCUUCAAUCAGUAAUAAGAUUGAAAAGCUCAUAGUUGGAUGGGGGGGCACCGUGUGGAUUAUAAACGUACAUCCAGGAGGCGACGGUUUAGGGACUAUCGCAGUUCCUAAGGGGCGAUCUGUAGGUCGACCUGAGAUUGUUAAAAUCCUGCGUAUGGACUGUAUCAUAUCUGGCUUGUCACUAUUCGCUCCUAACCUACUCCUCGUUCUUGCCUACAUUGUUACUGAAGACAAAGCUCCCAAAGAUCAAAUAGGUGGAGUUUUAGCAGCAACUACUAAAAGCGGAUCCAAGCAUAAAAUUGGGAGACGUCUCAAUGCUGUGCCUCCAGAACUUCGGCUCAUCGACAUUUCUUCUUCAGAAGAAGUGGAUACAGACACGCUUACCGUCAGUCGUUUUGAAGGGUUAUCAGCAUCAGACUACCAUCUUGGUGUCAUUCCUGCUUUCUUCACCCACCCGACCAAUCAAUCGUCAAGAAGUACCUUUGAGACCUUAAUUGGUGUGGGUAGUGGGAUGUGGAACGCGACAAUUAAUGCCACUUCACUACUUAACUCAUCUGCAAGUAUUCGUAGCAGUGAUAGUAAGGUGUCUGACUCUACCAAACAGAAUCUAGCUCCAGGCUUACCUGCUGGAAGAGUUGGGGAACAGAAUGUCGCCCAUCCUUCACUUGUUAAAGCGGGCUUGAAAGUCUUCAUUCAUAGUCCAUUUGAUUGUAUUUUUGCUAUUAAGAGAGACCUUUCAGAUCACUUAUCCUGGCUUAUUGAUCAUGAUAAAUAUAAAGAGGCAUGGGAACUUAUUGAUGAGCACCCAGAAAUCACAUCGAGCUCGGUUGAAAGAUUAACUGAGACUACUCUAAUAACACCUAGCUCUAAGCAGCCUUCUACGGAUUAUAUUGAAGAUUCUUUCGAUGAUUCUUCUACAAUAAACUCUACUACAAAGUUAAGUAACUCCUCUCAUGAAAAAGAGAAGCGCCGCAUCGGUGAACUCUGGAUACAUCAGCUAAUAAGAAAUAACGAAUGGAUAGCCGCUGGUAAAAUUUGUGGUAAGGUUUUGAGGACUGCGAAACAAUGGGAAGACUUCAUUUUUAUAUUUGUUGGUGCCAAAAAGUUUGAUGAGAUCACCGAAUACAUUCCCUCUCACAAUAUGAUGCCUCCAUUGAAGUCAGAAGUUUAUGAAGUCAUACUUGGAUACUAUAUUGCUAGGAACCGGCCAAGAGCUAAAGAAUUAUUAGAUCGAUGGCCUGCAGACUUAUUCAAUAUUAAAAGCGUCAUUAUAGUCCUCGAAAACCAACUUAGGUUCCGCGAUGUUCGAGAAGACAGUAUUGAAGAUGGACAAGUGGGAAGAGACUGGCGUAUUGUUAUCGAAUCUCUGGGUAGACUUUAUCUUGCUGGUGGUCAAGUUCGAGAAGCAUUAAAAUGCUAUAUCAAGCUUCAAAACGCCGAAACAGCAAUGAAAUUGAUCAAGGAUUAUCAUCUUAUUGAUGCCCUAGCCGAAGAUUUACCCGGCUUGAUUCUUCUCAGAGUAUCUAAACAACAGAUUGACAAGGCCUCUUUAAGUGAACUAAAGGAAGCGACCUCUGAAGUUAUUUCAAUGCUAGUAAAUGAAGCUCAGCAUGGCCUUGUUAGCCCGACAGUGGUUGUGCAGCAACUUCAACAAAAGAAUAUGACACUUUAUCUAUUUUUCUACUUAAGCUCACUGUGGAGUGGGGAUGGAAUCCAGAAUUUCAAUGGUGGAACUCAAGAAAAAUUACUUCAGGAUAGUAGAGCUUAUGUUGACCAGUUUUCUGAUCUUGCGCUGCGUCUAUUUGCUAUUUAUGAUAGAGAACUCUUGAUGGAAUUUUUGAGGUAUUCUACUACUUACACCUUCGAGCAAGCUACUCAAGAAUGCGAGGAGCGAGAUUUCAUACCUGAGCUUGUCUAUUUGUAUUCUAAGACCGGUCAAACAAAAAGGGCACUUAACUUAAUAAUCGACCGAUUAGGGGACGUAUCUCAGGCUAUUUUAUUUGCAAAAGAACAAAACGAUAACGAUCUAUGGGAAGACCUUCUUAGUUAUUCUUUAGACAAACCUGGUUUCAUUCGUGUGCUUCUCGAGGAAGUAGGGACAACCAUCAAUCCAAUAAACCUAGUACGGCGCAUACCAGAAGGCUUAGAGAUCACAGGGCUGCGGGAAGGAUUAAGAAAGAUGAUUAAAGAAUAUGAAAUUCAACAUAGCAUUAGUCACGGAGUUGCAAAAGUCUUUCGAGGUGAGGUGGCUACAGCGCAGAAUACUCUUCGAUCUGGUCAGCGGAAAGGUAUAAAAUUCGAUGUAGCAUUCAAAUCAGAUGGCCAUAUCGAUCCAGAUUCUCUCGCUCUUUCUAAUACCAUUCAUACUUCUAUGCCCAAUAAAGCAGCCACAGAUUUUAAGUCUUGCUGCCCCAUUCCACCUGAGCCAGGCCUCUGCAUGGGGUGUCGCAAGCCUCUUUCUUACAAAGACAUCGAGACCUUGGUUGGAUUUGCCUGCGGUCAUGUAUGGCAUUUAAGUCAUCUCUUCCUUUGGCAGCACCCAGGCCAGCCCAUCACACCAUCAGAAUUAGAGUUGAUUGGAAACGAUAAACGUUCCGCAAGUCACAGUGUUGGCGCCAAGGUCACGCAUGCCAGAUUGUUGAAGGAUAAGAUUCCAGAUGGCUGUCCAAUAUGCAAGCAAGAUUCGGUCACGUGA
Messenger RNA from Blumeria graminis f. sp. triticale, 3798 nucleotides. The record is from the annotation of a GenBank genome assembly. Lineage: Eukaryota; Fungi; Ascomycota; Leotiomycetes; Helotiales; Erysiphaceae.